GACAACUAAAAAGAAAGGUUCAAAAUGUAAAAAUUAAAAAUUAUGUCUUUACCUACAAAGAGUAGUCGUUAUGGGAUAAUUUCCGGUGCGAAUCUGGGUGUAAUUCCGGAUAUACGGGGAGGAGUAGGUUUAAGAUUUUUUAAUUCAAUGGCUAGAAAUGGAGAUAAACUGCAUCAUAUGGAAGCGACGAUGGGCGAUACUGAAACGAAAGGGAUGGUUCGAUCUAAAGCUAUUCGUGUGGCAACUUUAUUAAGAAAUCGAGGAAUUGAAGAAGGAAAUAUUAUUGUAAUUUCUAGUAAAAAUCAUUUAGAUCAAACAGUUGCGUUGUUGGCUUGUUGGUUUCUCGGUGCGAUAGUAGCACCACUUCACUCCGAUUAUGAUUACGAAGAUUUAAAACACGCCGUUAGAAUGUUACAGCCAAAAGUUGCUUUUUGUGGAAACAAAUCUUCUAUAUUGCUACACAGGAUAAUGCUGGACAUAAAUGUUAAAUGUACGAUUAUAACUUUUAAUGAGGAAAGUAAACAAUUUCCUACGUUUAAGAAAUGUUGUGAAUUAUAUAAGGAAGAUCCUAAUUUCGAAGUGGCUUAUAUAAGCGAACCCUCAAAACAACCAGCAAUUAUUAUUACCACUUUGGGCACGGAAACCAAUUGUAAAUUAGUCGCCGUCUCCCAUUAUAAUUUAAUAUUACGGUAUAGCCGUUUAAUUCCAAGAUUUAACAAAUCGGAAAAACUACUUUCAUUCUUUCCGUUGAGUUGUACCAUGCAUAUUUUGGCUUCAUGUCUUUGUUUCGAUACAACAGUACGAUUGAUUUACUUUAAACAUUUCACCGAGAAAAGUAUUUGUAAACAUAUUCAACAUUUAAAAGUCGAACAUAUGUUUAUCGAUGGAGAAUUGGUUGUUAAAGUGGUUGCGAACGCUCCUCUUCUGGAUUAUGAUUUGACUAGUUUGAAAACGAUCUUCGUAGCUGGUAUGCCAUUAUCGACGACGAAUUACGCAAAGGUUUGCAGGACGUUUCGUGGGGUUGAUGUGAACACGACUUAUCAGACAAUCGAAACAGGAAUGAUGACCGAAAUAGGUCAAGAAGUGUUCAGUUUUAACAAACAAAAAGUUCUUUCAGUUGGAAAAUUAUAUCCCGGCCUUAAAAUUAAAAUCCUUGAUAUUAGAACGAAACAAGUUUUAGGGGCUGAACAAUCAGGAGAGAUUUAUGUUAAAGGUGCUGCCAUCAUGUUGGGAUAUUAUAGAGAUCCUUUAGCUACCAGUAAAGCUUUUGUAAAAGGUUUUUACAAAACUGGAGAUGUUGGUUCAUAUGAUACAGAUGGAUAUGUUUAUAUUAAAGGAAGAUUAAGCGAUCAUGUAUAUCGAAGUGGCUUCUUAUUUGGUCUUCAAGAUAUCGAGGAAGUCCUUAAAUUAAACCAAUCCGUUUCUGAAGUUGUAUGUAUAGAAACCUUUGGUGCUAUUAUUGCAUGUGUGAUUAAAAAACUUGGACACGAAAUUAAGGCAAUUACUUUAUUAGAUUUUGUCUACGAUGUAUUACCACCUUAUAAAAUACCAUCGAGAGUAAUAUUUCAAGAUUAUUUCCCCAAAACGGUCCUAGGAGUUAAUCGAAAGAAUAUCAUUAAAGAGAACAUUACAAAAAUUCUUCUAGAAGAGUCUCUUAUGAAGGAUGAUUCACUUAGAGAUGAUAAAAGAUCAAUGGAAUCUUGAGUAUUAUUUUUUAUGUAAAAAAAAUUGUAAAUGUUAAUUAUGUCAAAUAAAAACAAUAAAAUUGUUA
Messenger RNA from Onthophagus taurus, 1771 nucleotides. RefSeq lists its product as uncharacterized. Gene Ontology annotation, molecular function: CoA-ligase activity. The record is from RefSeq and is a predicted model, not a curated record. Lineage: Eukaryota; Metazoa; Arthropoda; Insecta; Coleoptera; Scarabaeidae.